Messenger RNA from Varroa destructor (honeybee mite), 1915 nucleotides. RefSeq lists its product as uncharacterized. Lineage: Eukaryota; Metazoa; Arthropoda; Arachnida; Mesostigmata; Varroidae. The record is from RefSeq and is a predicted model, not a curated record.
UUCAACGCAACUAGGCAGGAGAAACCGCAGAGAUCAAAAAGUCCUGCGCUGCGCGCCCGUGUCUUCGUAGUGAAUCGUUGAGAGCGAUCACGUAACGUACCUGUUUACCCUCCACCAGUAUUUCUAAUACUGCUCCCGGAAGCUGCACUGGCGAUAUGGUGUAACAGCAAUAAUAGCAAAAAGUUGUUGUUAACGUCGAAAGGAAGUUGCUAUCGAGAAGUGAAAGACAACGUGAGAUAUCCUCUUUGUUAGCACCAUCUCCCACUAUGAGUAGGCCUGUCUAAACUGUUCCAACUUUUUCUGUUCAAGCUCGGGUUGUACAUAGACUUUCGGCAGUUGAGACUUGUGCUAUUUGUUGCUGCACGUGUUCCGAGAAAUCCUGUCCAAUUUAGUGCUUCAAACGCCGUCGAAGCCGUUAGUUCCCUACAAUAGAAGGAUUUUGCCGGACAACCGCACUGAGCAUUGCAUGCUUCUGUUGGGCUGCUAAAGGCCGCAGGUGUUGGAGUUAGUGUUUUCGGUGCUGCUUCGGCAGACGCUGAUCGAGAGAUGCGUCUGUGUUCUUACAGCUGCUCACUGAUCGUGGCUGAUAUGUUGCUUUAGCAGCUGACGUUGUUCGCUGUUCAUCGUCGACAUGUAGACUCGGCUAAUCCGACAAGCGUUCGCACGAUCUAGCCAUUAUAGAGGCUUACUAAUACCAUACAUCAGUGGCUGAGGCCAUACUGGACACCAACUAUCGUCUAUGGAGUGUAUCAUGCUGUACUCUAUAUAGCGGUACUGCAACUGAUGUGUGAAUACGCAAAAGCACGGGCGCGAUUAGAAACCGUCGAGCUAGACGCGCGCAGAUAAACGCUGUCAACAGCGGGUGCUCACGGUGGCCAUAAUGUCGAUGGUGCCGUAAUUUUCUCUCUGUUGGUGUUGGUAUGAAUAUUAGCAGAUCACUGCGGUAGAAAAAGUGCUUUUUAAUGAGUUCUCUUCGUGACGACUUCACCUACGAUGUGGUGCUUCGACAGUUGUUGAGACUUUCUCUGUUGAUACCGAUGAGGUUGACGCAGCCGAGUUGAGGUCUGGUGCCCACUGCCACUCAAUGAGAUCGUGUUUGAUCUCGGAAUAAUUCUAUUGUGGUCUUCUGACUGAGCGCUUCAAAGUUCAAGUACCAAUUGUGACAAGCCUAUCGUAACCGUGGGAGCGGCUAGAGCCUGACAGGGCUCCGCUUUGCAUUUCCAUCAAGUACAGAUAAUUUGGAGAACACAAAACUGCCCAGAGAAUCUUUGUUUAUAGUAAAAAUAUGAGGCGAGUACAUCUGGAAGCCAUUUCGAUGUUUCUGUCUUGGCUACUUCUUGGCACGACGAGUGUUCACGUGUCAGCGCAGGACUUCGGCAUGGGAGGUGAAAUCGCUGAUACCGUAGCCCACGAAAUUGAAGUGCCCUGGGUGAACUACGAUAUUCAUACAAGUGCCAGCAUCUCGGACUCAGUAGAAGACACACAACCUACAACCGCUAAAGAUUCGAUCGUCACUAUGCCGACGGCGAACUCGAAUACCAAACCGCCUUUGCUAGCUGAGGGUCGAGGUUUAAUAUCAACCUUCCAGCCGGUUACGAGUCUACUGACAACGUCCGCACCCAUUCCCACGCAACGAAACGCAGCUAACUCGACGGAUGCCAAGUUUUCAGGGGGACUAAUGCUCUUGCCAUCAUGGAGUACCUGUGCCCUCAUAACAACCAGCAUCCUAACAGUAAUAAUUAGAACGAUGCUUUGAACGAAUAGCGAUCUUAAGAGAUUGUUAUUGCCCACGUGCGGGAAGUCAUGAAGACGCGUUGGUAAUACAACAAACUCAGCCGUCGAUCUUUUGCUAUAUAUUCUAUUUUGUGAUAUAAUAAACAAGCGUGUCAAUUAUAUAUUUUAUUUGUAAAAUCAA